Molecule: messenger RNA, 1056 nt
Organism: Symbiodinium sp. CCMP2592
Lineage: Eukaryota; Dinophyceae; Suessiales; Symbiodiniaceae
Source: the annotation of a GenBank genome assembly
AUGCCGCAAGCAACAGGGCUCGAAUCCGAGCGGAAGCGAUCGGCGGCCAUGGCCUUGCAGCCCUCAGAGGACGCAAGCGUAGGCUCCACGAAGCGGAAAAGCCAGGAGCUCCUUCUCCUACGCGUGGUCAAUCUUGCCGGUCAACAACUGCUGGAAGCCACGCUCGAGGCGCCGGAACAAGCGCGAGUGGUCAAAGGCCGGCUACAGAGAGAGACAGGACUCCCACGCUUUCGGCAGAAACUGCUGGGGCCAGACGGUCCCCUGGACGACGAGGCUCUCAUAUCCGCCCCCGCCGACCUGCAGAUGAUCAAACUACAGUACACCCAGGCCGACCACAAAACCACGGCAGAAAUGAUCGCGGCCGCACGAAGCUCCAACACGUUCAGGCUAGAGCAACUCCUGAGCCGCCCGCUGGACCCGAACUGCAUCAAGACGUUCCCCACGACGACGCCCCUGCAAGCCGCAACCAAAGCAAAUCGCACGGAAAACAUGAAACUCCUGCUCGAAGCUCGGGUCAACGCCAACACGGACGAAGACCACGGCCUGCUGCUGCAGGCAGCACAGCGACAACAAGAAGGGACAGUGGAGCUCUUGAUCGCAGCCCGCUGCCACUUGGAAACGCGCAACCGCAAUGGUACAACGGCCCUCGCAGCAGCAGCACGCAAGAGCAGUACCGCGAUAGUACGCAAGCUCUUGAAUGCCAGGGCCGACAUGGAAGCCCCGAACGCCAACCGACGCAGACCGCUCGCCCUGGCCGCAUGGGGAGGUCAUACGACAAACGUGAUGAUGCUCCUCCAGGCCCGCUGCAACCCGCUGCUAGCGGAGCCGGGAAACCCGGACGCGAUGCCCACAUCAACAGCAAAGCUCCUUUUCCAGAGAGCACUCGGGAACGCAGGCAGAAGAAACAUGCAGGAAGCACUUGCAGACCAACAACUAUGGCGCCGCAACCAGGCAAACAAGGAAGCGGCGAAACUCACACCGACCGCCCAGACCGACCGCGAGCACAGCUCCUCAGCGCCGACACCGGCCAUCAGCAUCGCCCAUGCGGUACAAUAG